AAGGGGCGCGGUUGUGACUGAAGAUGCGUUGUUUCUGAUAAAAGAGUUUGGAGCGCGCAGUUUCCAUCAUCCGUCCGUCCGUCCGUCCAUCAUCCGUCCAUCCAUCCAUCCCGUCCACCUGCUCCGAAAAAGGGCGCAUUUUGAAAGGAGAAACGUGCCCCCCCCCGUGGACCAGGGAGCGAAAGUGGGAGGGCAGGGGAUCGAAUGACUGGCCAUUAAGUCGCAGCGUCUUCAGUGGAGACUUCAGUGAUACGAUGAGGAAACAACCGCGCAACUUUGCCUCCGGACUCGCGCAGCCCCUGGUCUUCAUCCGAGCGCUUCAUGAGUGAAUCAAACGGUGGAAAGCAACAGGAGGAAGUAGACACUGGGAUACUGCAGCGGCGAUGGCACAGCUGUAUUACGGCAAAACGGACAACUCCUCGUACAGGGACCGCAUUCCCCUGCGGAUCGUGCGGUCCGAGUCUGAGCUCUCGGCCCUGGAGAGGGCCUACCUGGGGGCCGUCGAGAAGGGGGACUAUGCCAGCGUGAAGCAGGCCCUGGAGGAGGCGGAGAUCUACUUCAGAAUCAACAUCAACUGCAUCGACCCCCUGGGCCGCACGGCCCUGCUCAUUGCCAUCGAAAAUGAGAACCUGGAGAUCAUUGAGCUGCUCCUCAGUUAUAAUGUGUACGUGGGCGAUGCCCUGCUCUACGCCAUCCGCAAAGAAGUGGUGGGAGCCGUGGAGUUGCUGCUCAACCACAAGAAGCGUGGGGACAAACAGGUCCCGCCAAUUCUGCUGGACAAACAGUUCUCAGGCUUCACGCCGGACAUCACUCCAAUCAUCCUCGCGGCCCACACCAACAACUAUGAGAUCAUCAAACUGCUCGUGCAGCGAGGUGUCUCCAUACCCCAGCCACACGCCGUACGUUGCAACUGCGUGGAGUGCUCGUCCAGCUCAGACGUCGACGGCCUGCGCCACUCGCGCUCCCGCCUCAACAUCUACAAGGCCCUCGCCAGCCCGUCUCUCAUCGCCCUGUCCAGUGAGGAUCCGUUCCUCACGGCUUUCCAGCUCAGCUGGGAGCUGGGGGAGCUCAGCAUGGUGGAGAACGAGUUCAAGUCAGAGUAUGAGGAGCUGUCACGAAUGUGUAAACAAUUUGCAAAAGACCUGUUGGACCAGACCCGGAGCUCUAGAGAGUUGGAAAUAAUCCUCAACUACCGUGACGACAUCAAUCCACUGCUGGAUGAGAAUGCGAAUGAUCUGGCACGACUGAAGCUGGCUAUCAAAUAUUGCCAGAAAGAGUUUGUCGCUCAGCCCAACUGUCAGCAGCUGCUGGCGUCUCGGUGGUAUGAUGAGUUCCCAGGCUGGAGGAGGCGUCACUGGGCAGCAAAGCUCAUCACGUGCAUCUUCAUCGGCCUCCUGUUUCCACUGCUGUGCAUCUUCUACCUGAUCGCUCCAAAGAGCCGCUAUGGCUUAUUCAUCCGCAGGCCUUUCAUCAAGUUCAUCUGUCACACUGCUUCCUACCUGACCUUCCUCUUCCUGCUCUUCUUGGCCUCGCAGCACAUAUCCUCUGCGCAACCGGAUUUUCAGGGUCCAGCACCCACCAGUGUGGAGUGGAUGAUCCUACCAUGGGUGCUUGGCUUUAUAUGGACUGAGAUCAAACAGAUGUGGGAUAAUGGUUUCCAAGACUACAUAGAUGACUGGUGGAACCUAAUGGACUUCAUAAUGAACGCCCUGUAUCUUGCAACCAUUUCUCUGAAGAUCGUUGCCUAUUCAAAGUACAGUGGGUACAAACUCAGAAAGGACUGGGAAAUGUCGCACCCAACUUUGGUGGCAGAGGCAUUGUUUGCAAUCGCCAACAUCUUCAGCUCGUUGCGCCUCAUCUGCCUUUUUACUGCCAACUCCCAUCUGGGGCCCUUACAGAUCUCACUGGGUCGAAUGCUCCUGGACAUCCUCAAGUUCCUCUUCAUCUACUGUCUUGUGCUUUUAGCCUUUGCCAACGGCCUCAACCAGCUGUACUUUUACUAUGAAACAGAUGAGCACCAUGUUUGCCAGGGCAUUCGCUGUGAACAUCAAAACAACGCCUUCUCAACGCUGUUCGAGACACUGCAGUCAUUAUUUUGGUCUGUGUUUGGCCUGAUUUCCCUCUAUGUGACCAAGGUGGAACCGAAACAUGAAUUCACCGAGUUCGUGGGCAGCACCAUGUUUGGCACAUACAAUGUGAUCUCGCUGGUUGUGCUUCUGAACAUGCUCAUUGCAAUGAUGAACAACUCCUACCAGCACAUAGCUGAUCACGCAGAUAUAGAGUGGAAAUUUGCAAGAACAAAACUGUGGAUGAGCUACUUCGAAGAAGGGGGAACUUUGCCGUCUCCAUUUAAUAUAAUACCCAGUCCAAAGUCAGUUUUUUAUCUAGCUGGGUGGAUAAAGGCAUGUUUGUUUAGGACACCAAGCAUAAAAAGGCUGGAUAACUUUGAAACCCUGGGGAGACGUGCAGCCCAUAACGUGCGAUUUAACCAUGAGUAUCAGGAGGCUUUGAGGAAUCUUGUAAAGCGAUAUGUGGCUGCAAUGAUCCGAGAUGCCAAGACCGCGGAAGGGUUGACCGAAGAGAAUUUCAAGGAGCUCAAGCAGGACAUCUCCAGCUUCCGCUAUGAAGUCCUGGGAAUGAUGAAGGGAAAAUCUCUCGGAAGGGGAGCAAGUAAAGUUGCCAGCCUAACAUUGGCAUACCCUGGAAACCCAUUCAAAUACUCUUCCAAAUUCCAAACUGAUGAUGCUGAAGAGAAGCUGUACGUGUUUGAUGCCAUCCCCACCACCACCACCCUACAGAGCAGAGCUUCCAACUGCUCCAACAGGAUAACCAACGAUGCAGCGGUUGAGUCCAGUACAGGGAGGACUCAGGGCGAGCUGUCCAAGGACGUCUCAGAGGCUGUGUCCCAGAAAUGUAAAGACAUAUCACCGUCAGCGGAAGAUUCAUUGGGAUCAGGUCGACAAAACAAAGAACAAUUUGAAACUAAGAAAUUCAAUGUUGAGGUCUUAGAGCGAGUGGAGAGGAGCAAACAGGAGAUCGAGCAUUCUCGCAAAGAGCACCUUAAUGAGGUGAAAAUGGGCUGAGAAAUUAUUUAAAAAAAAAAUCUAUCUCCAUGCAAGUGAGGGAUGUUAAGUCAAGUCACGUUUAUUUUUGGAGCACAUUCAAAAUAGAGUUUGAACACGCGAGGCUUCACCUAAACCCUUGUUACAAAGCUUUAGGGUUACAUAGAACAUACUGUAAGAGGGCCCUAAUCCCUCAACCUCAACCAAGGGAUAGCCAGGAGCUGCUCGUCAGAGGAUCUGAGAGAUCUGGGAGUAGAAAGGGGGAAGAGGAGCUCAGAGAUGUAUUGGGGG
Molecule: messenger RNA, 3353 nt
Organism: Scophthalmus maximus (turbot)
Lineage: Eukaryota; Metazoa; Chordata; Actinopteri; Pleuronectiformes; Scophthalmidae
Product: short transient receptor potential channel 4-like
Exons: 11
Coding region: 384-3083 (899 amino acids)
Biological process (GO): manganese ion transport; calcium ion transmembrane transport; regulation of cytosolic calcium ion concentration
Cellular component (GO): cation channel complex; membrane
Molecular function (GO): store-operated calcium channel activity; protein binding; inositol 1,4,5 trisphosphate binding
Source: RefSeq, a predicted model, not a curated record